Molecule: messenger RNA, 3336 nt
Organism: Drosophila elegans
Lineage: Eukaryota; Metazoa; Arthropoda; Insecta; Diptera; Drosophilidae
Product: nucleosome assembly protein 1-like 1
Exons: 2
Coding region: 2195-3076 (293 amino acids)
Biological process (GO): nucleosome assembly
Cellular component (GO): chromatin; nucleus
Molecular function (GO): histone binding; chromatin binding
Source: RefSeq, a predicted model, not a curated record
GUGCUGGUGUGCGCUCAACUAUUUCAAAAGUAAUUAAGUUGGCAAAAAGGCGCCAACGCAGCGCAGCUCAGCUUUUGUUUGUCAGUUUUUCCCGCUCAGUUGGAACGGCGCGAAAAUAAAGGGUUAAAAAUGGGGUGGGGUGGUGUGGAGCUGAGAAAAAGCUGGCGAAAAAGCCCAGUGACAGUGGAGGGCCAGCAAUUUUUCCAGGCAAUCUAAUAAUUCAACCAAAAACCCCAACAACACACACACGACUGGCCAAUGCCCUUUUUCCAUCAAUGUGUGUUGUGUGUUGUGAGUUGUGUGUGUGUGUGUGUGUUUGUUUAUGCAGAUUUUGUUUGGCUUUUGCCGGAGUCGGGAUUGCACUUGUUGUUGCUGCUGUUGUUGUUUACACUAACACCAACAAUGGCAUAUGCCACACAAGGGGUCAGGGGUCACAGGCAGGGGGACAAUAAUAAUGUCGCUAGCCAUGGCAACGCAAUGUGCAAACAAAAACACAAAGACAAAUUUGUACCAAUGACGGGAGUUAGACGGAGCUCAGCUGAAAAAGGUAAACCCAGAGUCGAAAGAGGAAGAGGAAGAGCCCAUAUAUGUAACGAGUGCAUGUCCUGCGACAAUUAUGCGGAAUAUCCUCUUUUCGGCCAUUCCAAAAUAAUGAGAAUAGACAGGAGCAGCACCCAUUAAACGCAGUUCAACCAACUUAAUCCUGCCACACACUGUCACACUGCGGAAAUACCAUAUUAAUGGCAUACACAAAGUUUUUUUUUUUGAAACAAGAAAACAUUCGAAAAAAAGACAUACCAUACUUGAGUACAUGGCCUCUUUGGCAGCGCUAUGAAAUAGUAUGCUUUCAAAACCUGUAUGUGUUGAAAAGAAUGUCCUACAUAAUUCAAUCAGUCUUAAGAGAACAUCUGGUUUUUGUUUUUUUUUUUUAUAUUUAUUUAUUUUAGGCCUUAAAAUUGCUGAUAGAUAGACCAUAUAGAACAUCCAGUGUUAAACCACUAAAAAAAGUGUUAAUACCAUGUAAAUAAAUUGCAUAAAGAUACCCAGCCUAUGCACACAAUACACACAAUUUCGCCGCUACAAAUUGUUAAAGACCUGCACUUGGACUGACCGCCAUAAUGAUCGAAGAAUGUAAUGCGGAGAUGGGGCAAAUCAGAAGCCACAAAAUUGACAGGCGACAAAGGGAAAUUGCAGCAGCAUGCAUGGGUGUUAAUGGGGAGGUGUUGUGGGGGCGGAUGCAAGGGGAGGCGAGUGCAACAGCCAAAACGUUGCCACUUAUGGCCACGCCCACCGACCAAAUCCGCCCCAGCUUCCGUCUGCUGCUGUCGUUUCACUUCCUCUUUUCUCGCGCUCUGCUGAAAGGCAAUCAUGGUGGAGAAUCUCCGCUUUCCCCUACCCAUCCCCUCACCGCCCCCAACUAUCCCCUGGGAAACCCAUCGCUUUUCAUCCGCACUGUUUGCUGAACAAGCUGAAAGGGCGACAAAUUGUAAUCAAAUGCACGCAUGAGUGUGUGUGUGUGUGUGUGUGCGUUUGUCCCGUUUCGCCCCCUUAAAAAGAGGCGUGGUUUUGUGUGAGUGCGACAGGUUUUUGCUUGUUUCCCCGGCCAAAAGGAGCAGCAAAACAUGCUUAAUCGGGGGCAACGGUGGUAUUCGAAGAGGUGGGAAGGGGUGGGGGGGUCGGUAAAAUAGUGGAAAGCCAUUGAUUAACUUGCUGGGCGGAAAGUCAAACGGUGUACUCGCAUAUGGAGCUCAUAAACUUGCCAAGUAAUUGGAGUUUCGAUCAGCGACGAAAAGUACGCAGCAGUAUUUCAGCAGGAAAUGAGGACAUCGAAAAGGGCGGAAAAAGCUAUUUCGAAAUUAGAUUUCUAUGUGCACUCUAGAACCGAAAUCUGAGUACAUGAAGUAAGAAUUUUAAGACUAAAAUCUCCAAUUCCCCGGAUAUCAAAUGGGUGCCCAUGCCACUAAAAAAUAGUGCGUUAACGCCCAUGGCCGUUAUGGCAUGUAACCAAAACUUACAAUCAUUAAGAAUUAUAACAAAAUGGAUAUGAAAUAUAACACAGUAGUCUUUACAAAUGAAAAUGGAAAAUGUUUCUGUAAAGAGAUCAAGUUACCAUAAAUAAUUUGUGCAUUUCAUAAAAAUUUUAUCCCAGAAGGCUGUUUCAAAUAACAGCUUAAAAAAAUAAAUCAUAUUCAAAAUGACUUCCGAGGCUAAAAAAAUUGUAAAAACCAAAAACAGCGCACCUAGUCAUAUGCAACCCGAAGAGCGGCGUCAGUUUUUGCAAGUAAAGGUCAAGGCGCUGCCCACUCCGAUUCAGAACAAAAUUGUGGUUCUUAAGAACAUACAAUUGGAAAAGAUCAAAAUGGAGAAGAAUUUCUGUGAUGAGGUAUACGAUCUGCAGUACCGGUACCAACAGAAGUACGAAGAACUAUAUAACAAGCGAAAGGCCAUCAUCGAGGGGGAAACUGAACCCGAUCAACAGCAUUCGAAUGUUAAGGAUGAGAGCUCUGAAAACGAUUUUGGUCGUGUCAAAGAGGUGCCGCUGAGCGAUGCAAAGGGUGUUCCCGGUUUUUGGCUAACGGUGUUACGCAACACAAUGAUCACGGACAUGAUAAAGAAACACGAUGAGCCAGCAUUGCGCCGCCUAAUUGAUGUGACAGUUCGGUAUGAUGUAGGGCACGCAUUCAAAUUGGAGUUCCAUUUCGAAGCCAAUCAGUUCUUUGACAAUUCGGUCCUAUCGAAGAAGUACUUUCUAAGGUCCUCCAUUGAUCAAUACGAUCCGUUCGCCUAUGAAGGACACAAGGUGAAAUCGUGCCAGGGAUGCGACAUCGACUGGAAGGACAAGAUGAAUCUCACAGUCAAGACAAAUAAUAAUACUCCCGUGGAGUCUUUCUUCAACUUCUUUAAUUCACCCCAAUGGUCAAUUGAUAACGAAGACGACGAUGAAUAUAAAGAAGCUAAGGCCCUAGAAGCCGACUACAAAAUUGGCAACUUUUUACGCGUCAGGAUUAUUCCUAAAGCGGUUCUCUACUUUACUGGUGAUAUUGUGGAUAAAUAUGGCGAUGAAGACAAAGAUUAACAUAUAAGAGCAAUAAGGAUUAAGGCGGAAAGUCAAAUGUCGACAAAGCCUCUCCAGCUCCUUCUGGCACUACGAAAUCAGUGUGAUUUCAAAUUACAUACUCCCCAAUUUAAAUUCAUGUUCAAGUAAAUAUUUCAUAAAAACCAAUUUGGAAUUACAAUUGAUACAGUUCGACAAAAGAUUCAUUACAAUGAUUAGCAAGGAUUAACUUUUUUUUAAGCACCUACAGAUUGUUUACAAUAUUUUACUUUACCAGAGCU